Xyrauchen texanus (razorback sucker) is the source of this 2330-nucleotide messenger RNA. RefSeq names its product mediator of RNA polymerase II transcription subunit 22-like. Lineage: Eukaryota; Metazoa; Chordata; Actinopteri; Cypriniformes; Catostomidae. The transcript is spliced from 4 exons. Gene Ontology annotation, biological process: regulation of transcription by RNA polymerase II. Bases 111 to 533 code for a protein of 140 amino acids. The record is from RefSeq and is a predicted model, not a curated record. Gene Ontology annotation, molecular function: transcription coregulator activity. Gene Ontology annotation, cellular component: mediator complex.
CAUAUACACGCGACAGGACAAAAGCGGGAGAUUCGUGUUUAUGUGAGGAUUUACAAGAAUGAUGCUUAACAUGUCACUGAUUUAGGUGUGAUUGAAGAGCUCUGAAUGAGAUGGCCACACAAAGAGUCCUCCCGCAAAGCAAAGAGUCUCUUCUGCAGAACUACAACAAGAGACUUAAAGAUGACAUAAAGUCAAUUCUAGACAAUUUUACGGAAAUAAUCAAAACUGCCAAGGUGGAAGAUGAGACCCAGGUUUCCAGGGCAACGCAAGCUGAGCAGGACCACUAUGAAAUGCACGUGCGAGCUGCCAACAUCGUACGUGCUGGAGAGUCUCUUAUGAAGCUUGUCUCAGACUUGAAGCAGUUUCUUAUCCUGAAUGACUUCCCCUCUGUCAACGAGGCCAUAAGUCUCCGCAAUCAGCAGCUGCGCACGUUGCAGGAAGAAUGCGACAAGAAGCUCAUAUCCCUGCGUGAUGAGAUUGCCAUCGACCUAUUUGAGCUCGAGGAAGAGUAUUAUUCCUCCAGGUACAAGUAGCCCAGUGAUCCUACAAACGUGUGCAGUCACCUCUGCCUACCCUUGCUUACCAACGACAUAAAAAUGCACUCACCAUAACGCAUAUGUGCAUCAUUCGAACAUACAAAUAGGAUGAAUCAUGAAGCCAUUUAGAUGCCUAAAGGUAUUUUACCUUGUGUUUUUUUUUUCUUUUCUUUUUUUUGGAUCAAACCAUUGGUCAUUUAACUAAAAUAUCAUGUGCUAUCCAUUUUGGCUUGCAGCAUUUAUUUUAAUAAACUUUCCCAGGUUUGUCCUCCAUACACAUAUAUGCAGUCAUACCUACCAUUGUGCUUUAAAAAAAGUGUUUAUUCUUGCAGAUAAGCCUUUAACUACUCACUGAGUGUAUUCUUCUCUCACAUAGUAAAGUCAUUAAUAAAUGGAAUAAAACCAAUUUGACACAAUUUCGGCACUUUAGGUCUGUCGAUUUUAUUCCACUUACCAUGUUCAUAACAGUAAUCCAGACAUAUCGUUAUCUGAUGUAUAUGCUACUAAUAUAGUAAAAAUGUCGGAUCCAUAUUACAGUCACACCAAAGAAAAGGAAAUGAUCAAUCCCUUUCCGUAUAACUGGUUUGAUCAAGAAUACUCAAUUAUAAUUGGUGCAUAUUAACCAUUUCCCCCAAGUGCCUUAAAAGAAUGUGUUUUAAAAGUUGUACUUUUCUCUUGCAAGACAUCAGGACAUGUAUUCACUCUCAAUUGUAGUGUUGGUACAAUAGCUGUGUUAAUAGAGAUUAGUACAUGAUAAAUCUGGAUCAGUAUUCCUAUACUGAGAUUUCUGAUGUAUUUUAAGCACACCAGUAUAACCAAUUAUUAUAUGUGAAGAGAAAUUUUUAUUUGGAAAUAAUAUAAUGUUUGAGGAAGAAUUUACAUUUUAAUGUUACACAUUACUGUUGGAUUAAAUUAAUUUACAAAAUUGGCUGCAAAAGUUAACGCACUUUAGAAUUUGUGCUGUUGUUAUUGUAUAGAAAAUAAAUGGCUUUUUAGAAACCUAUUAACUUAGCUUGCUUGAAACAACAACAAUCAAAUGUUUUACUAUAUAAUUCAUAUACAUGUAUUAAGCUACUUUUCUCUUAUUAUUACUCCAAUUGUACUUUGUGUAUUCUGGCAAAAUACAGUAUUUAGCUCUCAUUGGCAUAUGUAUCGUUCAAAAUGUAACAUUUAUCUUUUUUCCUGAGUGGAUUAAAAUUACACUACAAUGUGUUUCUUUGUGGUGACUUAUUGAGUAGAAUAAGUCACAUUAGUGUCUGUUCCACAUGUGUCAGUUUUUCCAUAAAACAGACAAACUGGUCAUUUCAAAUUUCUUUAAUAAACUAGACAGAAAAGAGAGCACUUUUAGUGUCCAUUUUCAUUUUUUCGCUCCCCUCAGAAUCAAAACAUAUUUUCCGCCUCUCUCUGUUGAGUGCAUAGAUAAAAAUGUUCUGUUGCUUACAGCCUUUCAACUUAAUCUAUUGAGAAAUUCUAUCAAGCUCACCACACAUCUUUCAAUGCACAGAAACAGUUAACAGAAGAGCAAUAUGAUCUAACAGACUAGUUUCUAUGAACAUCAGGUGACCACACAUUACCAAUCAAGCUUCCUCUCCCUACUUGUGCUUCCUUUCCCAUUUCCUUCUUAAAUUGUGUGAGUUUGUGUAUGUGUCUCUUUUACUGAUUGGCAUGCUGAACUCUGAUCAUGAUCGAAUGUGCAACACUUCACAUGUAUACUGCUAAUGCUUUACUCAUUGUGUUUUAGGCAGAAGUGCACAGAGGAAAUGUUAGUUUGUGUAUAACGUGUGUGUAUAACGU